AUGUUCAAGUAUCAUAAAAAAAAAAUUUUGAAAAGCGAUCUGCUUCAGACUAGACAAUCUACCAAAAAACACAAUCUGGUCAUGUCGAAUCCAAAUUUCUGCGGCUGCAGGAUUGUCCAUCCGGCUCCAAGAGACCAUCCAAAGUGCACAAAAACCCCCAAUAAUCACCUUGCAUGCUACAAUUUUGAACCGCCUGUCGAUGACUUUGUGCCCUGCGGACAGCAAAAUGUGACUCACAACAUUGAGCACGUCCAUCCAGCUUCAUCCACAAAAAGAUAUGGAAAUUAUCCAAACCAUCGGAAUUUAGGUAUCUGGUAUGCUGGCGGAAAGCGUUUCGAAACCCCAAAGACGGGGAGAGGAGGUCAGGGGAAAGCAGGAUCAGCCAACAUGCUGGUCCAGUAA
Monascus purpureus is the source of this 402-nucleotide messenger RNA. Lineage: Eukaryota; Fungi; Ascomycota; Eurotiomycetes; Eurotiales; Aspergillaceae. The record is from the annotation of a GenBank genome assembly.